AUGGGCAAUAACGAAAAUAAUGCAGGUAAUAAUAUGGUGCCUCAAAAUUUUCAAAUAAAAAAAAAUUCCAUGCAACAAAAAAAUGAAGCUAAUAAAAAACCUUGGUAUUUACAAUUAGAUAAAAAUGAUGUAACUUAUUUUUUUGAUUUGAGUGAAGAAGAAAUUAUUAGUGGAGGAAAAAGAAAAAAGCCUAUAGAUAAUAUUAAGAAUAAAAAAUUUGAUAAGGAAUUAAAAGAAAAUUCAUAUAAAAAAAUUGCUGUUGUAAAAAAGGAACAUGGUAGUGAAAAUGAAAAUGAAGAAAAAAAAAAAGGUUUUGAAGAAAAUGAGGAAAAUAAAAAAGAAAAAAAUAAUGUUAAAAUAAAAGAAAUUGAUAAUAAUAAUAAUAAUAAUGAAUCAUUAAUUUCAACAUAUUGUUAUUAUAGAGAAAUAAAUAGUAUUAAGAAUAACAUAUUGACAAAUUCAAAUAUUUCAAAAUCACAUAACCUAUUUUUAUACUUAAAUAUGUUUGCUAAAUAUUUGAACUGUGGUAAAAAAACCUCAGUAGAUAAAUUUUUAAGAAAUUUUAAUAAAAAAAGAUUUAACAAUAAUAAUAAUAAAGGAUUAUUUAAUAAUUAUAAGACUGAUAUAUAUGAAAUUGGUAUUUAUGAAAAGAAUAUUUUUACAUUUAAAUUAUUAAAAAAAAAUAGAAAAAUUGGAAAUAAGAUAUAUUACUUAAAUGAAGAAUUAUUGGGUUUAGAGAUUGACAGUUUUUUAGCAAAAUUUUAUCCAAUAAAAUAUAUAGUUAAAGAUAACCCUCUCAUAAAGAAUUAUCAAAAACAAGUACACACUAAUCUCUCUAGAGAAAAACCAUUAACAUUUGGUUUAGUAAUAGACUUUGAUUACAUUCGAGAAUGUUUUGAACAAAAUGAAGAAAGAUCAUUGGAAUUAUUGGAUUUUAUAGUAAUAUUAGAUAAAAUUUCUGAAGUUUUUAGAGAAAAUUGUUCAAUUAUUUAUUUACAUAUAUCAAUAUUCAAUGAAAAUGGUAUUUCUGAAAGCAUAAACAUAUAUAGAAAUACCUAUGAAUACUUAUUCGAUGGAUUAAAGUGUACAAUGAAAUUAUUUGAAGAAAGAAAUAUAAAUUUAAUAACUAGAGUCCAUCCUUUACAUUCAUAUAGGAAAAUAAUUACUGAUUCCGAAAAUGACAAUCCAAUGAUAAAAGAUGUAAACAAAUUAUUUGAAAAUAAAGAAAUUGAUAACAUUCUAUUAAUAACUAAUGAAAUAAAUGUAAUAUCAUAUUGCUAUAAAAUACGUCAUAGAAUAAAAUAUAAAGAAAAAAAUAAGCAAAAUGAUUAUGCUAUAUCAUAUAAAAAGCCUGUUCUUGUUCUUUCUUUUCUUAAUAAUUUACCAAUUAAAAAUAAUAAAAUUCAUCCUUAUUUAAAACUGGAUAAAUUCUGUUAUCUAACUUUUAUUAUUGAAAGUAUAUAUCUUAGGUGUCAAGCAAAAAAUAUUGAAAAGAUUGAAAUGCAGAACAAAGAAAAUAUAGAUUUAAUUGAAAAAUAUAUUCUAAAAUAUAAUAUAAAAAAUAGAAAGUUAAAAAAGAAAAUUAAUGUUAUAUUAUUAGAUGAUAUAAUGUAUAAAAUUAAUUUUAAAAAUCAAAAUACAAUAAUAAAAGUUUCGAGUUUGCUAAAGAGGAUUUUUUUGCCAUUGUAUUAUCCAAUACACUAUUAUAUAAAGGAAAAUUAA
This is a messenger RNA of Plasmodium relictum, 1722 nucleotides long. RefSeq names its product gametocyte development protein 1, putative (gene GDV1). NCBI's taxonomy places the organism in Eukaryota, Apicomplexa, Aconoidasida, Haemosporida, Plasmodiidae. The transcript has a single exon. Bases 1 to 1722 code for a protein of 573 amino acids. The record is from RefSeq and is a predicted model, not a curated record.